Messenger RNA from Parastagonospora nodorum SN15, 1674 nucleotides. RefSeq lists its product as hypothetical. The coding region runs from base 1 to 1497 and encodes 498 amino acids. The record is from RefSeq and is a predicted model, not a curated record. NCBI's taxonomy places the organism in Eukaryota, Fungi, Ascomycota, Dothideomycetes, Pleosporales, Phaeosphaeriaceae. The transcript has 3 exons. Gene Ontology annotation, cellular component: Cdc73/Paf1 complex. Gene Ontology annotation, molecular function: RNA polymerase II C-terminal domain phosphoserine binding; DNA binding.
AUGUCGACGGGUGACAUUGACGAUGAGCUUUUCGCCCUCGCUGGCGGCGACGAAGAGGCGGACAUUGAGGAGGGUGAAGCCUCAUCGCCCGCAGCGUCAUCGCCAAACUCGCUAGGAUCAGAUGCCAUGGACGAGUCGGACUCGGACCGCGACGAUGACGUUCCAGAGCGAUCAGCCGACGUGCCUUACCCCCUGGAUGGCAAGUACAUUGACGAGGCGGACAAGCGACACAUUAUGGGCAUGUCCCAACUAGAGCGCGAAGAGAUUCUCGGCCAGCGCGCAGAAGAGGCACAACGGGCGCAGUUCAGAGCCGACUUAGCCAGGCGCGCUGCGCAAGACAACAACAGCAGGAAGCGCAAGGCUGACUCGGACGAGCCCGACGAUGCCAUGCACAAGAGUAGCCGACCCAAGGUCCAGCCGCGAAAGAAUGACAAGCUCGAGGCGUACAAGCGUGAGCGCGAGCAGCGUGGCCAGCAACGACAACGCCAGGAUGAUCGCCGCAGCCGCCGACGGUCGAGCUCUGGUGACAGAGGCGCGGGAACUGACAACGACGCGGACGGCGACAGCGAUGUCGAAUGGGAUGAGCGACCAGCAGAGAAGGCACGCGAAGACCAGCCUGCUUCGCUCCGUGAUAUCGAGUCUGUUCGCGUUGGCCGCGGUUUCUUCUCCGAGGUGUGCUUCCACCCUGGAUUCGAAGACGCCAUGACUGGAACCUUUGCACGACUUGGCGUGGGUCAGGACUCGCAGCGGAGGACGCUUUACAAGAUGGCGCAAAUCAAGGGCUUCUCCACUGGCAAACCCUACGUCUUCGAGGGCAAGAAUGGAAAGCGUAUUGCUACCGACCAGUACGCCAUUGCGCAGCAUGGUUCGGUCAAGAAAGACUACUCAUUCCAGUUCAUGUCAAAUCAGCGCUUCACCGAACAAGACCUCGACAUCUACAAGGCAUCUUUGACCGAGAACAACUCCAAGCUCCCCACUCAGUCAUAUCUUCAGCGCAAGUACAAUGACCUCAUGGGUCUCCAGAACCACCACUGGACCGACGCCGACAUAUCCGCUCGCAUUGCCAAGACGAAGAAGUUUGCUCAUCUCCUGCAACGCCAAAACUCGGACAGUCAGCCCCGGAUAGCUACACAGUCGGAAGCCGCUGCCGCUCGUGUCGCCGAACUGAACCGCAAGACGCGCAUCAACGAGGCCGAGCGAGUCAAGAAGACUUUGCAAGACCAGCAGCGUGAGAAGAAGAUUGAGCAGCGCAGGGAAGCUGCGCGGCGGAAGGCAGAGGAAGAGGCCAAGAAGGCACAAGCCGAGGCUGUGGCCAAGAAGCAGACCUUGGAAGUCGAUGCCCUCUUCGACGGCGACGGCUCAUCACGCGCAUCGACGCCGAAACCCCAGGCUGACAAGAAGAAGUCGGAGCGCAAGGGCCUGCCGACUUUCCGAAAGCCCAAGAUGGACGAUGACAUUAUCGCUAGCAUGGACAUGGGUGUUGACAUUGAGAUUUGAGAGAUGGACGUUUCUACCGACCAUGGAUAUUGUGUAAUGCGUUGUUCGAAUCUGGGUACAUGGCAUUGUAACGGCGUUGGCAUCUGCUGGAGCCUUUGGGUCUUUCCAAAAUGGGGCACAUACAGCUCUGACUGACAUAUUUAUACCCGGUUUUGAAAUUCAUUGAUUCAUUGAUUC